Messenger RNA from Molossus molossus (Pallas's mastiff bat), 1469 nucleotides. RefSeq names its product glutamyl-tRNA amidotransferase subunit C (gene GATC). Gene Ontology annotation, cellular component: mitochondrion; glutamyl-tRNA(Gln) amidotransferase complex. Gene Ontology annotation, molecular function: glutaminyl-tRNA synthase (glutamine-hydrolyzing) activity. Gene Ontology annotation, biological process: glutaminyl-tRNAGln biosynthesis via transamidation; mitochondrial translation; regulation of translational fidelity. The transcript has 5 exons. Bases 300 to 710 code for a protein of 136 amino acids. The record is from RefSeq and is a predicted model, not a curated record. Lineage: Eukaryota; Metazoa; Chordata; Mammalia; Chiroptera; Molossidae.
UCAAAUGUAAAGCACUACGAAAAUAUUUACCUUCGUCAUCUGGAGAGAGAGCAGGCAGCCUCUGAUGGUGACGGAAGGAGAGAGAACCGUCACUGGCCUCAAUAACAAGGCUUUUCUCCACCCUCCCGGUCCUAACCCCGCAAAUAAGAGGCUUGAGGUCGGGGACACCCCAGAGAACACAGGGCCUGUGGGUAGAGGCGAGGGCCGCUGCUCACCUGAACACACUGCUGGUAGCGCUUGAAAAGGCACGUCGCUCCGCUUUACGUAAGAGCGUAGUACGGAGGCCGAGAAGAGGAGAAAUGUGGGCGCGGGCUGUGUUGCUGCUCCUCCGAACCCCGGUGGGCGGGCGCCGGGGCUUCACUUCCAAGGCAGACCCUCAGGGAAGUGGGCGAGUCACCGCCGAUGUGAUCGAGCACCUGGAACGUCUGGCGCUUGUGGACUUCGGCAGCCAAGAGGCCGUGGCACGUCUGGAGAAAGCCGUCGCCUUUGCCGAUCGGCUCCGCGCUGUGGACACAGACGGGGUGGAGCCCAUGGAGUCAGUCCUGGAGGACAGAUGUCUGUACUUGAGAUCCGACAAUGUGGUAGAAGGCAACUGUGCUGAAGAACUACUACAAAUCUCCCAUCGGGUUGUGGAGGAGUAUUUCGUGGCCCCGCCAGGUAAUAUCUCUUUGCCAAAACUGGAUGAACAAGAGCCCUUCUCACCGAACUGAGUAGCUAUUCUGGGAAGGAGUACCCUGUGAACACAUGGAAGCAUGAUAGUAUUUUAUUAUGAACACUAAAGUUCCCACUUCCCUCAGUAACCUGAAAAAAACUGGAUGGAUUUUUUUUUUUGGUAUGUGCUCCUAGUGCCCGGGACUCUGGUCUGAAGGCCAAUGCUCCAACUGCUGAGCCAAACCGGCCAGGGCAGGUUUUUUUUUUUUUUAGUAACUAACUUUUUUGAAGACAGAAUAGGGAAAGAUCUAGCAAAAACAGGGCAAUGUGUUCCUGAUGCUAAUGGAAGUACAGGUAUUGUCAGCUUCCAAGGAAAUGUUCAGUUUGGAAGACAUUAUCCCCUUUAUCUCCUCCCCCAAAGACUGUCUACCCAACUGCACUUCAGUGAAUUUUUCUAUUUAUGUAACUAGACAUUGCAUCUGAUCACCGUGUAACAACCUGAGUUGUUCUUUUUAGUUGCUGUUCCCAUCGACCUGAACAACAUUUUAUCCUUACCAAACACAUUUGAAUUUGUUCCUGGGUACCUACCCUGUUCCGAACAGAGGGCUUACUUUAUGCUAAGGUCUGAAGGGUGCUCAAAGUAGACUAUAGCUUUGGAACUCCUGACCUAGAACCAGCCACCAUCUCACAAAGUGAGUAUAUACAAAAGGGAUAUUAGCCACACCUACAGUUUCUCUUUCUGAAAAGAACUUAUAAAAAUAUCCCUGAGCCCUGACCAGUUUGGCUCAGUGGUUAAAGCGUCAGCCUGUAGACAAAAG